AUGCUGGCGCUGCCCCUGCUGCUCCUCCUGGCCCCGGCCCCGGCCCCCGCAGCCCGCCUGCCCGGGGCCCCUGUCCGCGCCACCCUCCGCCCAGGCAGCGAGCGGGAGGUGACGGCGGCACCCGCAGCGCCGAGCACCCCGGGGCAGCUGGGGGAGCCCGUCUCCGAGGGCGAGAGGCUGCGGCUUGCCGAGGAGAAGGCAGCGGGUGGUGAAGCCAGGGGCACCACGAAAAAAUCCGUGCGGGUUAAAGUAGUGAAGAAAAAAGUCUUGAAGAAGAAACCCAAGGCUUCGGCCCCGGGAGCAGCUACCGAGCAGCAGCCACAAUGUCCCCCGCUGGGGCUGGAGUCUCUGAGGGUGUCGGACUCGCAGCUACGAGCCUCCAGCAUCAAGCGCUACGGUCUGGGUGCCCACCGGGGACGCCUCAAUAUACAGUCUGGGAUUCACGACGGUGACUUCUACGAUGGAGGCUGGUGUGCUGGCCACGAGGACCGGGACCAGUGGCUGGAGAUUGAUGCCCGGCGGCCAACCCGUUUUACUGGCGUCAUCACGCAGGGACUGAACUCCAUCUGGACGUACGACUGGGUGACGUCCUACAAAGUCCAGUUCAGCAAUGACACACACACCUGGCAGCCAGGCAGGAACGGGACGGAGGAGGUGGUGUUCCUGGGGAACAAGGACCCCGAGACACCUGUGCUCAAUGCACUCCCCACCCCGGUGGUGGCGCGCUACAUCCGCAUCAACCCCCAGACCUGGUUUGAGAACGGCACCAUCUGCCUGAGGGCGGAGAUCCUGGGCUGCCCCUUGCCAGACCCCAACAACAUCUACUCCUGGGAGAACGAGCCGAUGCCAACCGACAAGCUGGACUUCAGGCAUCACAACUACAAGGAGAUGAGAAAGCUGAUGAAGGAGGUGAACGAGAAGUGCCCCAACAUCACCCGGGUCUACAGCAUCGGCAAGAGCUACCUGGGCCUGAAGAUGUACGUGAUGGAAAUCUCGGACAACCCCGGGCAGCAUGAGCUGGGGGAACCAGAGUUCCGCUACGUGGCCGGGAUGCACGGGAACGAGGUGCUGGGCCGCGAGCUCCUGCUCAACCUGAUGCAGUACCUGUGCGGCGAGUACACCCGGGGCAACCCCCGCGUCGUCCGGCUGGUGAGCGAGACCCGCAUCCACCUGCUGCCCUCCAUGAACCCCGACGGCUACGAGACAGCCUACAAGCUGGGCUCAGAGCUGGCGGGCUGGGCCAUGGGCCGCUGGACCUACGAAGGCAUCGACCUCAACCACAACUUUGCCGACCUCAACACGGCCCUGUGGGACGCCGAAGACAACGAGCUGGUUCCUCACAAGUUCCCCAACCACUAUCUCCCCAUCCCGGAGUACUACACCUUCGCCAACGCCACGGUGGCCCCGGAGACCCGCGCUGUCAUCAACUGGAUGCAGAAGUUCCCCUUUGUGCUGAGCGCCAACCUGCACGGGGGGGAGCUCGUGGUGACCUACCCCUACGACAUGACCCGCACCUACUGGAAGGCCCAGGAGCUGACGCCCACGCCCGACGAUGCCGUCUUCCGCUGGCUCGCCACCGUCUAUGCCACCACCAACCUAGCCAUGGUGGACGCUGAGCGCCGCCUCUGCCACUACGAGGACUUCACCAGGGAGGGCAACAUCAUCAACGGCGCCCACUGGCACACGGUGCCGGGAAGUAUGAACGACUUCAGCUACCUGCACACAAACUGCUUUGAGGUCACUGUAGAGCUGUCCUGCGACAAAUUCCCGCACGAGUCCGAACUGCCCAGGGAGUGGGAGAACAACAAGGAGUCCCUGCUGGUCUUCAUGGAGCAGGUCCGCCGGGGCAUUAAAGGGGUCGUUCGGGACAAGGACACCGAGCAGGGAAUUGCAGACGCCAUCAUUGCCGUGGACGGCAUCAACCACGACGUCAGAACAGCUUUCGACGGCGACUACUGGCGCCUGCUGAACCCGGGCGAGUACGAGGUCACUGCCGCGGCCGAAGGCUACCACCCCGUCACCAGGACCUGCCGUGUCUCCUUUGAGGACAACCCCACCCUCUGCGACUUCCAGCUCACCAAGACGCCCAAGCAGCGGCUGCGCGAGAUCCUGGCCAAGGGGGGCAAGAUCCCCAAGGACCUGAUCCUGCGGCUCCGGCAGCUGCGGCUCCGCAAGCUGAGGGCCCAGCGGCAGGCCCGGUGAGAGGGGAUUAACCCCUUCUGGACUGUGUGGGGACGUAGAAGAAGGAUGUGCUCUGUGCGACUCGCGGUCCCUCCCCCACGCUCCCUAGUCUAGCGGCUUCUUGCUCCUCUGAAUUGUUUCGCUUCUGAGCUCUGGCUCUGACUCGGGAGUCUGUAGCGGGGUGUGACUGAAGGCCCAGUGUCCUCUUGGGACCUGUCCCUUUCUACCUCCUGCCCUGCCCUGCCUGCUCUCCAGCCCGCUGCCCCAAGACCCUGCUUCUGAGCACCCAGAUGGUCUCAGUUCAGGGGGAGAGGUGCCUGGGCAUGGCAAGACAGCAGAAAUCAGUGGCGCAGACAAAGCUGCAGGCAUGUUCCCUAGGGGCACAAGCAGCCGACAGGCACCCGGGAUGGGCUUUGCCUGCGGAAGAGGACUUUGUAACACCUCAAAGAGCAGCUUUCCCCCAGGAGGGUCUCAGCACGGCUGCUGUCGUCUUAGCCAGACCAGGGAAAUCCCUGUUUAGUGGAAUCCUGCAGGUCCCAGUCCAGCCACCCAAGAGAGGCGUCUGCUAACUGGUUCCAUUCUGCUCUGCCUGGCUGCCGCUUGGCAAAUCCCCCAGGAGGAAUCCUCGGGUCCGAGGCAGCAGUAAGCACAAGGCAUUUGGACAGCAGGCCCGAGGGCGUGCGGAAGAAAGGGAAGGGCCUCAGGAAUGUGAGCUGGUCCUGGGCAGGGCCACCCAAAGGAUUCAGGGGGCCGGGGGCAAAGCGGGGAAGCUGCAGUGUUUGUACUCACCCGGCAGCGGUCUGGGUCUUCGGCGGCAUUUCGGCGGCAGGGGGCCCCUCAGUUGCUCCGCGUCUUCGGCAGCACUGAAGGGCCCCAUGCCGCCGAAGACCCGGACCAUCACGGGGCCAGGGCUCAUGAGGCCCCUAUGGGGCCCAGGGCCUGGGGCAAAUUGCCCCACUUGACCCUCCCCGGGUGGCCCUGGUUCCGUGAGCUGAGCCGUGGCUCUCCACUCCCGACUGCGAUGGGCAAGAAAGGAUCUUGUCCUCUCUCUACCUGAAUGGGGUGAGGUCAGAAGAGGGGGAAAUCGCCCAGCCAAGGGGGUUCAAUCAGCUGUACUGCCUUACUUUAAACCAGUGAAUCCGUUUCUUUAGGGGAUUACUGACACACGGGUGGCAAUCGCUGGGCUAACUAAGCAGUUGGCUCAGUAGUUGAGGGGCCAUAAGGCUGCGUGGAUAUAUCUGCUGUGAGCCUGCGAUGGUUCUGUUAUGCAGUGUAGGGGAGGAAUCGCACACGUAGUGAAAGGGGAACAGACUGGGGUGUGUUUGGUUGAGAUCAGGAAACAGACCAGGCAGUGCGGCACACUGGGAAGCGACGGGGGCCCCCUGUGACGCUCCCCAAGAGCAGCGUUUGGCCCCAUGAAAUGCCCUGAGUGGUGUCCAUUCAAUCUCUUGGGCGUGAGCGAGCAGCCACCACUGAUUCCUCAAAACAUGCAGAGUCUGCAUGAGAGACUCCAGGGUGGCCCUAAAAAUAGCUCCUGGCACACCAUGGGCAUGACGCAAGGAGGACUUGGAUUGCCUGGCACGGGGUCUGGCUGGGCAGGAAUCCAGGGCAAACAUACAUCAGUCGGUCAGUAACAACCAUGGUAGGGUGUGUGCUGGCUGGAUUCCCAGAUGCCUUGGGGGGAGGGAUCAUGGUGCUGUCAGGGAUAACCUUGUUCCUCCCCAUUGGUAAUGACAGAGCAGUUCCCAAGGAUGGGCCCUGUAGAAUAGCCAGCACCCGCUCGUUUGGCCUUCCCUCAUCUGACUUCUCUGGACCACAGGAGCCAUCAGGGGGAGAUAAUUCCUGGCCAGAGGGGUGGCCAUGGCACCCUCACUGAAACCACUGCCUUUGGCACCAAUUGUCCCCCCGUUGGCAGUCUCCUCAGGGCCAACCCAAGAGAUACCAGCAGCCUUCUCAGCUGCGAGGUGCCCCUCCAGGACAGGGCAGAAGCACGUUAAGGGGACACAGGGCCAGAUUUCAUAUUUGCUCCAGGUUCCUCGGGCAUUACAAUUAAAGGGCUGUUACUAAAGAGCCAGCCGGCACCUCCUCCAAGCCAUGAACCGGAUCCUAGGCAGAGAUGACUCCCUUGGUGCAGCGAAUGGUUCCUGUGGCUUCCUUUCCCCUCAGUCUUUGUUGUCAGGGGUGCUUGUGUGAAUACAGUUCCUCCCCAGGGCGACUCCAGUAAAGACACUGGAGUUACCCCAGGGCUGACUUCAGCCUCAGCUCUUUGUUCUCCUAGA
Molecule: messenger RNA, 4460 nt
Organism: Gopherus flavomarginatus (Mexican gopher tortoise)
Lineage: Eukaryota; Metazoa; Chordata; Testudines; Testudinidae
Gene: CPXM1
Product: carboxypeptidase X, M14 family member 1
Exons: 14
Coding region: 1-2202 (733 amino acids)
Biological process (GO): proteolysis
Molecular function (GO): metallocarboxypeptidase activity; zinc ion binding
Source: RefSeq, a predicted model, not a curated record